Molecule: messenger RNA, 552 nt
Organism: Aegilops tauschii subsp. strangulata
Lineage: Eukaryota; Viridiplantae; Streptophyta; Magnoliopsida; Poales; Poaceae
Source: RefSeq, a predicted model, not a curated record
AUGCCCGUGCUCUGGCAGCGACCCCGCUGGUCGCCGGCGGCGCGCCGCUGGCUGCCGCCGUCGCGUCCUGCUGACGCCGCGCUCUCGUGCCCUGCUGGCUGCCGUCGCCGCGCGCCGUCACUUAGCUGCCAUCACCGCGCUCGCGUGCCCACUGCACGCGCAGCCGCCGUGCCAUGCUGGCACCUCGCUGCUCCGAGGGCCGCCGUCCCCGCACAGGCCUGCUGGCCACGCCGCCCGUCGCCAUGGUCGCGCCCUACUGGCGCGCGCUCGUCGCCGUGUCCCGAUGGCCGCCGCCCGCGCGUCCUGCUGAAGCCGCGCCGCGUGCAGUGGCCGCCGCCGCCGACGCGAGCCGUGGCCGCAGCCGGAACCACCGCCGCGGGCCGUAGCCGUAGCCGCCGCGAGCGGUGGCCGCCGCCGUCGCGAGCGCGCGUGCUGGCCAGCCCGGCCGUGCCCUGCGGGCGUGCGUGGCCGCCGCCGCCGCGAGUACGCGCGCUGGCCAGCUCUGGUCGCGCCGUGCGUGCGUGCGUGCCGCCGCUGCCGCUUGGGCGCUAG